AUGUGCGGAGGCGCCAUCCUCGCGGAGCUGAUCCCGCCGACGCGGAGCGUGGCGUCGAAGCCGGUGACCGAGGGCCACCUCUGGCCGGCGAGCUCCAAGAAAGCCGGCAGCGGCAGCGGCAGCAACAAGAGGCACCACCACGAAUACGCCGACGCCGACGACUUUGAGGCCGCCUUCGAGGAGUUCGACGACGACUUUGACGCGUACGAAGACGACGAGGACCACCCCGACCACUUAGUGUUCUCCUCCAAAUCCGCCUUCUCCCCAGCCCACGACCGGCGCGCCGCGAGGGCGGCGGCGACCCAGAGGACGAAGCGCGGCCACCGCCACUUCCGCGGCAUCCGGCAGCGGCCCUGGGGCAAGUGGGCGGCGGAGAUCCGCGACCCGCACAAGGGCACCCGCGUCUGGCUCGGCACCUUCAACACCGCCGAGGACGCCGCCCGGGCCUACGACGUCGAGGCCCGCCGCCUCCGCGGCAGCAAGGCCAAGGUCAACUUCCCCGCAUCCGGCGCGCGCACACGCCGCGGCAAGGGCAACCCAAGAACCGCGCCGAAACCGCAGCAACACCAUGCUGCUGCAGCACAGGCACAGCCUGCUCUGCUUCUUCGAGGAGAGAAGGGGCAGGAAGGGGUUGCCGUGAAGCCUGAAACUAUGGACACGUUCGACGUGGGCAGCUUCUUCGACAUGACCUUCCCCACCUUCCCAGCCGCACCGCCGGCCAUGGAGAGCACCUUCGCCGGCAGCAGCGCCACGUCGGAGACCGGGAGCCCCGCGAAGAAACUGAGAUGCGAGGACGACUCGUCCGAGGGGAGCGUGGUGGGUGGCUCCGCGCUGGAGCUCGCUGACGAGCUGGCGUUCGAUCCGUUUAUGCUGCUGCAGAUGCCCUACUCGGGCGGGUACGUUUCCCUGGACGGCCUUUUCGCCGCAGAGGCCGUGCAGGUGCAGCAGGAUGUGAACAACGACAUGAACGGCGUCAGCCUGUGGAGCUUCGACGAGUUCCCCGUCGACGGCUCUGUUUUCUGA
Miscanthus lutarioriparius is the source of this 1023-nucleotide messenger RNA. The record is from the annotation of a GenBank genome assembly. NCBI's taxonomy places the organism in Eukaryota, Viridiplantae, Streptophyta, Magnoliopsida, Poales, Poaceae.